This is a messenger RNA of Oncorhynchus nerka (sockeye salmon), 734 nucleotides long. RefSeq names its product islet amyloid polypeptide. Gene Ontology annotation, cellular component: extracellular region. The record is from RefSeq and is a predicted model, not a curated record. The transcript is spliced from 3 exons. Gene Ontology annotation, molecular function: hormone activity. Bases 11 to 400 code for a protein of 129 amino acids. Lineage: Eukaryota; Metazoa; Chordata; Actinopteri; Salmoniformes; Salmonidae.
CGCGUGCACGAUGUGUCACCUGAAGCUGCCCGUGUUCCUUCUCGUGCCUCUCGUGCUGCUGCGCUGUGUCGCCACCGCCCCUAGCAACAGGUACUUCACCUCAUCUAGUGAGCAGGAAAGCGCGCUCCCGGACAGAGAAGGCUGGCUCGUGCCCGGGAUCGUCUCCAACCCCUUCCUCGGCCUCAUUUCCGCACGACUACAGAGAGGGCUCACAUCUGCCAACAGCCACCACAUAGAGAAAAGGAAGUGCAACACAGCUACCUGUGUGACCCAGCGACUGGCCGACUUCCUGACCCGCUCCAGCAACACCAUCGGCACGGUGUACGCCCCCACCAACGUAGGCUCCAACACCUACGGGAAACGGGAUCUACUGCAGCCGCCCGGCUAUCUGCCUCUCUAGUCAUGCACGGGUGGAAGCCCACAGAUGGAGGAUAUGCUCAGCUGAAAUGACCACACCACCAUGUAUAGGCCGAUGUAUACGUUUCAAAACAACAACGAUGGUUAUGAAUCAUUAACUCGAGUUUUUUGGUUCUUUUAUAAACUUCAGAAGAGAAAAAAACAGUGCCUUUUGGUGUAGAAUAAUAACAAAGAAGUAUUUGUUACACAAAUCAAACUAGAGGCGGAUGAGAUACUUGUCUCUGUUCUGUGACCCCAACAGGUUCGACACCACAAUUGCAUGUGAAUAAAAUGUCAUGUAAAAAAAAAGUAAAAAAAGUAAACAGGUGCAUAAGGAA